CAUGCGUGUGGGUCUAUGCGUCAUGCUUGCUUGCUGCGACGUUGUGUAUCGCCGGGUAGUUAGCUUGUCUCGCGUUGUGACGUCAGCAGAGACCGUUCGUUGUAUAUCAUCAACCACAACAGGCUUUCGUGGCGUUGACGGCAAGUCACGUGACCAGACACGUGAUGCGAGGAAGAAGAUAUCGAAAGGAACACAGAAUGGUUUCUUUCAACCAAAAAACUUGAAAUAUUUUGUGAAAGAAGUUGCAAACUUAGCAAAAGUGAACAGGAUUGAUGAUGCCAUCGGUCUGUUGGACGAAAUGAAGAGAAGACAUCUUUCUCCGAAUGCUGUUGUUUACAACAGUUUGAUAUCUGAGCUAGGAAGACAAGGAGAUGUAACAAGGAGUUUCAAAUUGUUUAACAGGAUGAAGAAGUAUGGUCUUGUUCCAACUGACAGAACGUACUCGGGUUUGUUCACUGCGUGUGCUCGAGCAGCACCUCAAGGCAAACAACAGUUAGACAAACUACUCAACGAAAUAUUUGUGAAAGGAAUUUCGUUAAGUCUUGUAGCAUGCAACACAGCAAUUCAAGCACUGUCCAAUCACAAGAACAUACCAGAAGCCUUGGCAAUGCUUGACAAAAUGGAGGAACAGUAUGGAGCGCCUCCUGAUGCACGAUCGUUUACAUACGCACUACAGGCUUGUGCUCAAGAUCGAGACGAUGGAGCAAGUCUUGCUCAAGUCGUUUGGAAUGAUAUGGAGUCGAGAGGAGUUAAACCAGACUUGUUUGUUUACAAUAAGUUUCUAACAGCAGUCAGUGAUGCUCCUAGUGUCAACUACUCUGAUAUGAGUACAUGGAUUGCGUUACCGUUGUUUAGAAACGUGGAGUCGUUAGUAAAACAUAUGAGAAGUAAUGGAGUGAGGCCAGACAUUCGAACGUUUCAGACUCUUUCAGGCUUGAUCACUGGUGAUAGGAAGGCACAAAUUGAGCUCCAGUCUGUUAUGAGGGAUUGUAACGUAGAGCCGGAUGUCACAUUUAUGAACGCUGUUGUACGUCAGCACGCCGAAGCUGAGAAUCUUGACACAGCAUAUUCUGUCGUUAACAGAAUGAAAGAAGAUGGCCUGAGCCCUGAUAUUGCCACUUGUCAAGCAUUGGCUUAUGGUUGUCGAAAUGAACAAGAUGUUGUGUUUCUAUUGGAGAGUGCAGCUGUUUGGGGCAUCUCUCCUGUAGAUCCUAUUUUCAGCACGCUCUUGAGUUUGGGAGGAAGACGUCAUGAGUACAAGUAUCUGAUCGUAUUGUUGAAACUACUUGAUCGUUGCAAGGUCCCUCCAACUGAAAAUAUAGUAAACAUUCUCGACAAAGCUGCAGCUGAGAGACCAUGGGAGGAGAAAUUGAAGGCGAGAAAAAAAUUUAAUUUUUUGCAAUUCAAGCAAGGAUUUAAAGGAUUUUUACGAAUUUGGAAGCAACGUAAUGGCUUAGUGAUUGAUUGAGUUAUUGUUGAUAUACAGUAUAAUACCGGGUAUGUA
Messenger RNA from Corticium candelabrum, 1504 nucleotides. Its product is annotated as pentatricopeptide repeat-containing protein 1, mitochondrial-like. The transcript is spliced from 7 exons. The coding region runs from base 2 to 1468 and encodes 488 amino acids. The record is from RefSeq and is a predicted model, not a curated record. NCBI's taxonomy places the organism in Eukaryota, Metazoa, Porifera, Homoscleromorpha, Homosclerophorida, Plakinidae. Gene Ontology annotation, molecular function: protein binding.